Molecule: messenger RNA, 925 nt
Organism: Nerophis lumbriciformis (worm pipefish)
Lineage: Eukaryota; Metazoa; Chordata; Actinopteri; Syngnathiformes; Syngnathidae
Cellular component (GO): nucleus
Source: RefSeq, a predicted model, not a curated record
GUUGAAUGUGUCUUGUUAUGUUUCCAUAAGUCUUUAAAAGGUUUUUUAUGGUGAUUCACGGUUGUCAUGCCGCGUUACUGCGCCGUCAAAGUGUGCAGGAACCGCGGAGGGUCUGCGUCGAGGCGAGACAACAAGAGAAUCAGCUUCUACCCUUUCCCAUUGCAAGACAAACCAAGACUCCAGAAAUGGGUGGACAACAUCGGGAGGGAGGACUGGACCCCGAGUCGACAUCAGUACCUGUGCAGUGAACAUUUCACCACCAAUUGCUUCGAUAUCCGCUGGGGGAUCCGCUACCUGAAGAACACCGCCAUCCCCACCAUUUUCCCCUCCGAGGUAAAUGGUAGCGCCAAAAGAAGCUCAGAGGCGUUUGACAGCGACUCCACCGGGUCCGACAGGAAGAGGCCGCUCACGCUUGGCAGAACUUCCGGAAAGGCACAAUCGGGCUCCGCAAAUCACACGCAGAAGACGGAACUCAAUCAGGAGCGACAGCUGACCCCCGACAUCCACCCCGCAACCCACGAGCUGGAUUUAGACGCCAAAGCUGCCGCUAGUCGCAUAUGGGGAGAGGAACCCCUGGAGGAAGAGCGCGUCACUAUUUACGAACACACGUACUGCAGACAGGACACCGCCAGGCAUCGGCUGUGGAGUAAAAUCCUGAGCCUGCGUGCGAACAUCUUGGAGCUGGAUCGAAGGGAGAAGAACACUGUGGUGAAAAUCCAGGCUUUGGAGGCGGAGGUGGCCCUCCUCAAGAAGAUGUUUUCAAAGAGAAGGAGUUAGACCAGGGAUGUCAAACUGGUUUUUCAUUGAGGGCCACAUCGCAGUUAUGGCUGCCAUCAGAGGGCCGCUUGUAACAGUGAAUAAUGUAUGAAUUUUCCUCUGGAUUUCAUUAUUAAUAAUAUAUAUAUAUAUAUAUAUAUAUAUAUAU